This is a messenger RNA of Boleophthalmus pectinirostris (great blue-spotted mudskipper), 2250 nucleotides long. Its product is annotated as NHL repeat-containing protein 3. The record is from RefSeq and is a predicted model, not a curated record. Gene Ontology annotation, biological process: protein polyubiquitination; proteasome-mediated ubiquitin-dependent protein catabolic process; negative regulation of translation. The transcript has 3 exons. The coding region runs from base 156 to 1205 and encodes 349 amino acids. Gene Ontology annotation, molecular function: ubiquitin protein ligase activity; protein binding; translation repressor activity. NCBI's taxonomy places the organism in Eukaryota, Metazoa, Chordata, Actinopteri, Gobiiformes, Gobiidae.
GGAAGCGAUCAGACUGAAAACAUUUCCUUGUUGGUUUAUUUCCUCGUCCGUGUGUCAUGUCACUGACCCCCUGGUGUUUUUAUAACUAAAGCCACCCGUGCGCUAUUCGGAGUACUUAAUGUUGUUGUACUCCCAGAUGCGGUAAGGAUCCUGGGAUGAUCUUGCGGAGAACAUGCGUCCUUGUCUCUACCACGGCCUCCGUGCUGCUCCUCUUGCUGCUCUACGGAGGCCUGGGUUCACAGCAUCGGGCCUCCAGUGCCGCUUUACGGGAUUACCAGCUGCUCGGUAGUCCGCUCUACAAGCUGGACCUGACGUGGCCCCGUAACUCCGAGCUGUUUACCGGCGCAGUGUUCGCUGUUGCGGUAAACCAGUAUGCUGGCGUGGUGUACGUCGCGCAGAGAGGUGACAAUGUGCCCAAAAUGCUGGUGUUUAGCACAGAUGGACAUUUGCUGAUGUCUUGGAACACCAGCACUCUGGAGAUGCCCCAUGGUCUGUUUUUGGCAGACGCAGCCACGUCCAGUCCCACUGUGUGGGUCACUGAUGUGGGCACCGGGCCGUACGGACACUGUAUCAAACAGUACUCCCCAUCUGGAAAACUCCUGCAGGUCCUGGGCACUCCUGGCCAGCCUGGCUCUGGGGUCAGCCCUCUGCAGUUUGACCAGCCUGCUGAAAUCUUUGUGCAUUCAUCUGGAGAGAUCUACAUUGUGGAUGGAGAUGGGGGAUUGAACAACCGCCUCCUCAAACUGUCCCCGGAACUGGAGGUCCUGUGGAUGCACGGGGAGAAGGGGCAGGGUCUGGCGCAAUUCUAUAUUCCCCACAGUGUGACAGUAGAUGCAGCUCAGAGGGUGUGGGUGGCCGACCGUGGCAACAAGCGCAUUCAAGUCUUUAACUCUGUCACCGGGGAGUGGCUGGGCACAUGGGGCAGCUGCUUCACUGAGGAUGCACCUUACUCUGUGCGCAUAACCCCCGACAAGAAGCACCUGGUGGUAGUACAGCUCAACACCAACCAAAUCUCAGUGCUGGAGGCGCCUCCUGUAGGCAUGAUUGGCCAGUGCAGGGUGGAGAGUGUGAUUCAGCUCGGAGAGGACACAAAGCCUCACCUGGUGGACCUGGACCUGAAGACUGGAGCUCUGUACGUGGCAGAGAUUGGAGCUCAACAGGCCCAGAAGUUCACUCCGUUCAGCCUGGGGGGAAAUCUUCUGUAGUGGAUGAUAGUGUUGUCCAAUCUGUGCAGUCUGAAUAAAGAUAAAUUUUAUUUUCAGUUACACUGGUGUAACAGUAAUACAAUAUGCAUGCUCUUAGUGGGGGUUGGGUUGUUGGCAUGUCGACUCUGAUAUGGGCUUGAAUAGAAAUGUGCAGGAUGCUUCGCUUCAGGUGCAGAGAAUAAUCAUCAGAAAAUAAUCAUGAUAGUCAUCAGUAAUUAAUUAAUUAUUUUAUUUAUAUAGCCCCUUUCAAGACACCCAAAGCGCUUUACAGUUCAUUGUUCAUUCACUCCACACUCAGUGGUGGCAAGGUCUUAUUGUAGCCACAGCUGCCCUGGGGCAGACUUACAGAAGCGAGGCUGCCAAUCUGUGCCAUUGCCCCCUCUGACCACCACACUCACACCACUUUCUUACUAGGCAAUGUGGGUGAAGAGCCUAGAUUAAGGACACAACUACAGUUUUGCCACCGGCGCCGCACUGUGGCACCUGGUGUUCCCAGUAGUCUCCCAUCCAAGUACUACACAGACCCAGCCUUGUUUAUCUUUUCAGAUCUGAUGAGAUCAGGCUUUGACAAGCGGGUAUGGCCACAUUGGAGUCACACCUUACAUUCCUCGUCAGCUCACCUCCUCAGCUCUGUUGUGUCCAUCUGGGCCAAAGUGAAGUUUAACUUUCCUGGUUGUGGUGCUGUUUCACAAUAAAUCUGCGUGAAAUCAUUACUAACUUGACCUUCACAGGGUAUAAUUUCACUUGUUCAUAUUGUGAGGCAUAUUUGGGGGUAUUAUUUGUUUGUACUGUUUUAAUGUACAUCUUAUUUGCACUGGCACAGAUGCUCGUGUGAGUCACUGUGUAUUUCUUUUGCUGCUGUUUUCAGACCCAUACACUGCAUUUACAUUUUUAUUUUCUUCUUUUUUAUGUUUUUUCUAAUUUAAAAUGUGUUGAUUUUUUUAUUUUUUAUUUUUUUUUAAUUUCAUCCCAUCAUGUAUAAUAUUUAAAAUCCAUAAAUGCCUUACCAUAAUUUGAUUAAAUAAAUAUAAAUUUAUUGUUUUCA